Messenger RNA from Meyerozyma guilliermondii ATCC 6260, 1677 nucleotides. RefSeq names its product ATP-dependent DNA helicase (gene YKU80). The transcript has a single exon. Bases 1 to 1677 code for a protein of 558 amino acids. The record is from RefSeq and is a predicted model, not a curated record. Gene Ontology annotation, cellular component: Ku70:Ku80 complex. NCBI's taxonomy places the organism in Eukaryota, Fungi, Ascomycota, Pichiomycetes, Serinales, Debaryomycetaceae. Gene Ontology annotation, molecular function: telomeric repeat DNA binding; double-stranded DNA binding. Gene Ontology annotation, biological process: telomere maintenance; cellular response to X-ray; cellular response to gamma radiation.
AUGUUCAAACACAUAGAAGUGGUGUGCCACAAGGAGGUGCCCACGUACAAAAAGCUCAAGGAAUGGACAAAAAAAUUGACUUCAACAACCAAAAUAAAACCAGAUGCCGCCGACUGUUUUGACGCUUUUAUGAUAGGAGCAGGUCUCCUUAACGAAACCCUGAAACUCAAGUUCAUUCGAAACAUCGUGGUGUUCACGAAUGGUCAAGUACCUAUGACGUCGUGGAAUACAGACUUGGCCAAGGCAUCGGCUGGUGCGAUCAAUUCUAUGGACGUCAAUGUCAUUGUGGGAGUACCUGGAUUGCAAGAAGAAAACGAAAAUAUAGUUCAAUGGCGGAAAAAACUCAAAGAGUUUCGUCAUGGUCACUUGGCAGAUGCACAAUCUUUGGCCAAUUCCCCCAAUUAUACCCCACCAUUGAAGCGAGUACGGCCCAUACGAGCCGCUAAAGAUAUUCUCCAGCUUCGCUUGGGCGCCGAUAUCUCUCAAUUGGUCACUUCAGACUCCUAUGACCCUGCAUCCGAUAUCUGUCUUUGCUUGGAGGUGGAAGUCUACCCAGCCGUCAAAAUAGAAAAGCCCAUUGCUGCUCACCAGUACUUGGUAAGCGACAAAGUUUCUCAGAUCAAGACAGAGACUUCGUAUUACAUUCGAGGAGAGGGAGAAGAAAACGUUCCUAUAGUGAAAGGAGAUUGGGUGGAUGGAUUCAAGUAUUCCAAUUUUGAUCUUAUAGCUGUCGAUGAAAGUCUUCGUGGUCUUGCGACCUUGAAAACAGAUACGGGUUUGGAUAUCUUGGGAUUCAUUCAUCGAGAAAAGGUUCCAAUGGCUUAUUUCACUUCUGAAUCCUUCUAUGUUGCACCAACAUCGGAAGCACAGGGAAAUGCUAUAGGUGUUGCUGCUUUUUGCAAGGCGUUGAUAGAGCUUGAUUCGUUUGCAAUCACGAGAUACGUGCAGAAAGCUAAUGACGAAGUACAGAUGUGUGUAUUGAUGCCAGUCAAAAUCCUUCAUAAGGAUAAACAUAUCUAUGCAUUUUCCAUGACAAGAUUACCGUUUAAAGAAGAUGAAAAAAUGGGCCGAUUCCCAAAAUUGAGCACCUUCACCACUACCAGCGGCAAGAAGAUAGACGAGCCUAAUGACCUCGACAUGAAAAUGGAGGAAUUUAUCCAGUCCAAAGACCUUGAUGCCGUGCUUGGCUCAUCUGGUCCGGCGACUAUUUCGAAUCGAAAAGUCACCAUGAGAGAACCCAGUUCUUUGCCUGUGGAAUUGCCUGUCCAACCGACAUUGAUACCUUCAUCCCCAGCAAUACAAAAAUACAACCAGAACUUAAAGAGAAUUAUCGCCAAGUCCCUCGGCCAUGAUUCGCUCCCAGCUUACCUUCAGCAAGAAAAAUUCGUGGAAAACGUAAUGUCCGGAAACGAUACCAAUCUUUUCAAUUUGGGUAAUAUCUUGUCGGUGAACGGCGAGUCGAAAUGGCUUUUUGAUGUCAACAAAAAAUCCAACGAUGCCUCGCACAAGCUUCUUGAAUCUUUGGACAUAGAGUACACUUCCAAAAAGUUUCUCGAUCAAGAGAAACAGAAGAAAAAAUGGCAUGCGGGACCAAACUCUCGACUUGGACAUGGAACCUACGGAGCCCACGAAGGUCCAUACGAAGAAGAAUUGGAGUUGGACCAGCUAUUGGAAUGA